Talpa occidentalis (Iberian mole) is the source of this 1101-nucleotide messenger RNA. It is a transcript of the gene TMEM276, whose product is annotated as transmembrane protein 276. NCBI's taxonomy places the organism in Eukaryota, Metazoa, Chordata, Mammalia, Eulipotyphla, Talpidae. Bases 126 to 704 code for a protein of 192 amino acids. The record is from RefSeq and is a predicted model, not a curated record. The transcript is spliced from 2 exons.
GGGCGCUGUCCGAGGCGCCACCCGCGCCGGCGUGGGAGCCCCGAGGAGCCGCCCGUAGGGCUCCAGGCGUCCUUCGAAGUUGAGGCGCCCUCCCUGCCGCCCCAGAUUCGCCAGGCCGAGGCGCCAUGGCCCCCAGGGCGUGGGGGCAGUGGAGCGCAGCCCUGUCCCACCUGGCGCUCGGAGCCGUGUCCCUGCGCGCAGCCGCCGGCACCGCCCAGGCCAGUCGAGGGGCCGCUGCUGGCUUCCUGCUCCAGGCCUUGGCCGUCACCACCACGCUGGCCCCAGGGCUGGGCACAGAUGAAGACUGUCUCGCCGGAAGCUGGGUGGCCACUGUCAUCGGACUGCCCCUUCUGGCCUUCGAUUUCCACUGGGUGAACGGGGACCGCUCCUCUGCCAACCUCCUCCUGGGAGGAGGCAUGGUGCUGGCAAUGGCCGGGGACCACCUCGGUGCUGAGGGCCGCUCCGUGGCUGGCCAGGCGGUGGUGCUGGUGGUGGCAGUGACCAUCCUCAUUGUGGCCGUUUUCACCACCAACACUUAUGGCAUGUGGGGGGGCGCCAUGCUGGGCGCUGCCGGUCUCCUGAGCCGGCUGGAGGAGGACAAACUGCUGCUGCUGCCCAAGGAGGACCUCUGUCGCUGGGCCCUGGCUGCGGGCAGUUGGGCCUACCACCGCGCGCUGCACACACAGCGCCUGCAGUGGGAGUGACCACUGGCGGCAGCUGAGCAGGGCCUCUGCCCUGGACACGGGCCUCCCCCUCCCGAAGACCACCUCCCGAGACCUCCUCCCCAGUGGACACACUCGUUCCUCCCAGAGUGGGCUUUGCACUGGCCCAGGGUCAGGACGCGUGGACGCCCCCUUCUGGCUGGACUUGAGGACCGGGACGGAGGAGGCGGGUCUUAAGCACAUUGGGGGCCUGAUUUGUGUUUGUGUGUACAGGGAGGAACUUGAUCCCCAAUAAAUCUUAGGGAUUGGCAGGAACGUGUAAUCUGGCCAUUCUUGAGGAUCCAAGGGUCUUCCGGAGCUUCCUAAGGCCUGCGGAGCUGGGGAACCACGCGCCUCGCCAGCCUGGCCUUUCAACAACACGGCCCCUCUGGGGGGGCCC